Messenger RNA from Hydra vulgaris (swiftwater hydra), 1236 nucleotides. NCBI's taxonomy places the organism in Eukaryota, Metazoa, Cnidaria, Hydrozoa, Anthoathecata, Hydridae. The record is from RefSeq and is a predicted model, not a curated record.
UUGAUAUGUCUUGAAUUUUAAAUAACAGAUGUAAAUAAUUUUUGCAAUGUUUUGAAAGGUUGAAAAACAAUUUUAAUGCGCUCCUUCCGAUUCUGUCUAGGUUUUGCGUUGUUAAGUCAUUGGUUUUAUAAAGUUCUAGACCGUAAUUUAAUGUUGGUACUAUCAAGACGACUAUCAAAAAAUCUUCGAAAUGAAUGUUUACAUUCUUGUAAAUGAUUAGCACGCUUAAUCAUAGAGAAACAAAUUCCAUUCAAGAUAACGAAGUAUGUAGGCAUCUUUUUUAUACAGUAGCGACUGGUAAUAAUGUCACUAUUUUCACCGUUUUAUGUGCAAUUAACAUUUUAUUUAUACUUAUAUCAAAUGUUGCCGUUGCAUUCGGGUUAAUAUAUUCAAAAGGAAAAAAGAGUUACACGAGAAACGAAAAACUAGUAUUUUUAUUAUCUUGUAGUGAUGUCUUAGUUGCACUGAUACACGAACCAUUACAAAUAAUAUUGGUAAAAAAUCUUAAAACACUUGGUUGCGCACUUAUUUCUGCCAGAGGAUUUUGGCACGUUUUUUUAUUGUUAUUCUCUGGAUCUAUUGUACUCUUAAUAUCUAUAGAACAAUAUAUUGCUGUCUUCUACAAUAACCGAAUAUGGGGCUUUUAUGUUAAAGAAAUUUAUUUGGUUUCUGGUAUCGUAUUCUAUUUUAUUGCAUCGAUGAUGUUUAGUCUUUGGUAUGCAAUUGAUAUUGUUAGAUCAACAAACGUUUAUCGUAUGUCUAUUUUCUUUUUCAGCGUUGCAACUUACACAACAUUUAUAUUGACUGCAGUGAUAAUAGUUAAUACAACAUUGCUUAGAAGCACUUUAAAAAGGUUGGGUGAAUGCAAUAUUCGAGUUCAUAAAAAGAACCAAAUAGAAAGACGUCUAACGGUAACUAUUAUGUUUAUUUCAAUAACUCUAGUUGUAACGUAUGCUCCAUCAGUAAUUACGAACUUCUAUACCGCCAUAAUUGCAUCAAAAGAUAAUAAAUCCGAUUUGCAAAACGUAAUAAAACCCUUUAUGUGGACACUCUUUGUAUGUGAGUUGAACUCUGCCUUCAAUGCUUUGAUAUAUAUUGGCCGAAACAAAAAAAUUAAAAAAAUGUAUGCUCUUCUCUUUAACCAAAUCGUAAAAUGCAAAAAAAGAAAACAAUGAUUAAAUGUAAUAACAUAACAUAAUUGCCUAAACAAGUUUAUGCUUCAAGUUGUUUUAUAAA